UCAAUUUUCUCCAGUAAAUUAGUACUCUUGCAACUUCGUCCAUGGCCUUCAUCGGAGAUUCUUCCUCUUCCUCCUCUUCCGUCACCCGUCAAUGGGCUCACGAUGUGUUCUUGAGCUUUAGAGGCGAAGAUACUCGAAACAAUUUUACUGCUCAUCUAUAUGCAGCUUUGGAUCAAAAGGGAAUCAACACCUACAUAGAUAAUGACCUCGAAAGAGGAGAGAAAAUUUCUCCAACACUUCUCAAAGCUAUUGAAGAGUCAAGAAUUUCAGUCAUUGUGCUCUCUCAAAACUAUGCAUCUUCCUCAUGGUGCUUGGAUGAACUUGCAACGAUCCUUGAGUGUAAGGAAACAAAGGGACAAAUUGUUCUACCAGUGUUUUACAAGGUAGAUCCAUCAGAAGUACGAUAUCAAAGAAAUAGUUUUGGAGAAGCAUUUGUCAAACAUGAAGAAAGAUUCAAAGAUGAUCAAAUGAAGGUGCAGAGGUGGAAGACAGUCCUAACACAAGUGGCCACUUUGUCCGGGUGGAAUUUAGGGAACAGGAAUGAGCAUGACUUUAUUCAGGAAAUCAUUGAAUGGGUGAAUUCAAUGUUAGUAAAAGAGACAUAUUUUCAAGUUGCCAAGUAUCCAGUUGGAUUAGAGUCUCGUGUAAAAGCUAUGAAGUCGCGUUUAGAUAUAAAGAAGAAAGACAAUACAUACAUGGUAGGGAUAGUCGGAACUGGUGGAAUCGGUAAGACAACUCUAGCCAAAGCCAUCUACAACUCGAUUGCUUCUCAGUUUGAAGGUAGUUGUUUUCUUGAAAACGUUAGAGAAACUUCCGGCCAAAAGGACGGCCUGAUCCAUUUACAAAAUAAACUUUUAUCAAAGAUCCUAGGAGGUUCAAAUCAUAUGGUUGACAAUGUUGAUCAAGGAGUUACUUUGAUAAAGGAGAGGCUUCAUCUAAAAAGGAUACUUUUAGUUCUUGAUGAUGUGGAUAAGUCAGUCCAAUUAGAUAAGUUAGCUGGAAAAACUGAUUGGUUUGGCUUAGGAAGUAGAAUUAUCAUAACUACAAGAGAUAAACAUUUUGCACAUGAUCGAGUUGAAUCAAUUUACCCUGUGAAUGAGUUGGAUCACGACGAAGCUCUUCGGCUUUUUAGUUUGAAUGCCUUCGAAAGUGACAAACCUAAUGACGAUUAUGUUGGAGUCACAGAAGAUGCAAUACGUUAUUGUGGAGGAUUGCCACUAGCUUUAACAGGAACAAACAAAGUUGAGGGCAUAUUGAUAGAUUUGCCUAAUUCAGACUUGAUACACUUGAGUCCCAAAGCCUUUAAGAAGAUGACAAGGCUCAGGCUAUUUAUAAGUCGUAAUGCACGUCUUUCUGAAGAGCCUAAUUUUCUCUCUAAUAAAUUAAGAGUAAUAGAUUGGGCUGAAUAUUCUGGAGAAUCUUUUCCAUCCAAUUUUUGUGGAAAGUACCUUGUGAUUUUAAGAAUGGCUCAUAGUCGUAUCAAGAUAUUGGACAGAGUUCAGCAAUUCCAAAACUUGACAACUAUGGAUUUCCAUAAUUGUGAAUUCCUUGAAAAAAUUCCUGAUGUUUCAAGAAUCCCAAAUUUAGAGUUGUUGAAACUUGAUGAUUGCAAAAAUCUAGUUGAAGUUCAUUGUUCUGUUGGAUUCCUUGAAAAGCUCAACGAGCUGAUCAUUCGAUCUUGCUCUAAUCUUAGAAGUUUCCCGAAAAGCUUCAAGUCGAGAUCUCUAGAGAAAAUCGAUUUUUGGAAAUUUUCAAUGCUUAAGAACUUUCCUGAAAUGGAAUGUGUAGAGGAUAUUUACUGUUGUGAUUCCUUAAGGGCACUUGAUUGGGGCUCCACGUUCACGUUGUACCAUUUAGAUCUAUCGGGGAGUGGUAUUGUUACCCUUUCUCGAUGUAUCGAAAGUUUUGUUGGAAUGAAGUUCCUUUCUUUGGUUGGAUGCGAGCAACUUCGAGAAAUUCUAGGACUUCCACCAAAUGUAGAAGAAGUAAGUGCUAGUAGGUGCGUGUCGUUGGAAAUAUUUUUAGAAGGAAGUAGAAAAUCUCUAUUGUUUAAUACGGAGGAUCCACCAGAGCAUAUGGGGGUUGGAACAGAAAUUCCAGCACAACAAUCAUUGAGAAAGAUAGAUUUAUCGUAUAGCGGUAUUGUUAGCCUGCCUAUAUGGUUCAACAAAUUUGUCAAAUUGGAGCAGCUUCACUUGAGUUUUUGCAAGCAACUUCGAAAAAUUCUAGUACUCCCACCAAAUGUAAGAAAAGUGUAUGCUCCAGGUUGCUCAUCAUUGGAAGUAUUUUUAGGAGAAGCUGGAAGAUCUCAAUUGUUUAAUACAUUUGUCCCACCAAAUCUUUUGUGGAAUGGAACAGCAUCUUCGGCACUGCAACCAUUGGAACAAAAGUUUCAACUUGAAUGCUCUUUCAAUAGUUUGAAACGUCUAGAGCUAAGCGGUAGCGCUAUUGUUAGCCUUCCUAUAUGGUUCAACAAAUUUGUCAAAUUGGGGGAGCUUAACUUGAGUAAUUGCAAGCAACUUCGAAAAAUUCUAGUACUCCCACCAAAUGUAAGAGAAGUGUAUGCUCCAGGUUGCUCAUCAUUGGAAGUAUUUUUAGGAGAAGCUGGAAGAUCUCAAUUGUUUAAUACAGUUGUCCCACCAAAUCUUUUGUGGAAUGGAACAGCAUCUUCGGCACUGCAACCAUUGGAACAAAAGUUUCAACUUGAAUGCUCUUUCAAUAGUUUGAAACGUCUAGAGCUAAGCGGUAGCGCUAUUGUUAGCCUUCCUAUAUGGUUCAACAAAUUUGUCAAAUUGGGGGAGCUUAACUUGAGUAAUUGCAAGCAACUUCGAAAAAUUCUAGUACUCCCACCAAAUGUAAGAGAAGUGUAUGCUCCAGGUUGCUCAUCAUUGGAAGUAUUUUUAGGAGAAGCUGGAAGAUCUCAAUUGUUUAAUACAGUUGUCCCACCAAAUCUUUUGUGGAAUGGAACAGCAUCUUCGGCACUGCAACCAUUGGAACAAAAGUUUCAACUUGAAUGCUCUUUCAAUAGUUUGGAACGUCUAGAUCUAAGCAGAAGCGCUAUUGUUAGCCUUCCUAUAUGGUUCAACAAAUUUGUCAAAUUGGAGAAGCUUCGCUUGAAAUAUUGCAAGCAACUUCAAGAAGUUCCAGAGCUUCCACGAAAUAUAAGAUCUGUAGAUUUGGGUGGAUGCACGUCAUUGGAAAGAUUUCCAUUUAAUAACUUCCCAAAGCUAUGGUGGAUGGACUUCUCCUAUUGCCCUGAACAAAUAGGGAAUGCUGUACACAAUCAUUUAUUCAGUGAGGGACAUCCUAAGGUCGGUGGUUUUAAGUGUAUAUAUCCGGGAAAUAGGAUUCCAGAUUGCUUCAGCUAUUAUAAAGAGGUUUCAAAUACUAAUUUGUGUGAAAUAGAUACCGGGCCUCUACAUUUUGAUUCAAAGAAUACAAUAUUUGCUUUCUCUGCUGUUAUUGGAAGGAGGGAUCAUGGAAAGCAUCAAUCUACUUUUUAUAUUCAGUUUGAAGUCUUCAAUAAUGGUCAGGAAAAUCGUUCUAAUCGCGCUAUUAUGAAACGUCAGACCACCAGGCCAGAUCAUGUAAUUUUAAUUUACAAAUCAUACCAUUCUCAGCUAACGACGAAUAAUCUUCGAGUUAAAUUUGGAAUCUAUCAUCGUCCACCGUUAGUGUUCUUUAAAAGCUGUGCAUUCCAUAUAAUAGAACAAGGGUAUGAUGAUGAUGAUGAUGAUUAUGAAAGCGACUGGAAUCCAAUAGAACAGAGAUAGGAUGAUGAUGAUGAUGAUGAUGAACGGCACAAUUUACAUUUCUGUUCUAAGAGACGCCGUAAUGACGAUGAUGAAGAAGAUGGUGAUGGUACCCACAACAACAGAGGCAUUCUUCGCUCCAGAAAAUUGUAUAGCUGCCAAGAUCUGAGAAUGAAAUUAAAUGCUUCUCAACACCCUUGUGGUGGACUCUACCAACAUGGAAAACGCAUCCUUCAUUGUGUCAAGCCCAUAAUUACAGGCACCAACUUGUGUACUCUCACUUUCGCUGAGGAAUUUCAGAUGCCUCUUGGUGAAUCGCAAUUACAUCAAUCAAAUCACCCCCAGAACUUGGGUUAUAAUAAUGAUAUAAUGGAUCCUUGACUCAGUUGGAUGAUCAUUAUAAUCUUCAUGUGGAUGGUUCUCAUACGGAUGGUGCUCGAGGGUUCACUGGUCUAUUGCCUGCCUAGCUAUAACUCAUCUGCUUCUGGGACACUUGUGGGUGCUGACGGGCAGUGUGCCGGCCAACAACAAUAUUUUCCUUCCUCAGGAUAUGUUCAGCAACAUGUCUCCUGUGGAUCAGAAGCUUUUUCUAUUCAUUUUUAGAGGGAAAAUUUUGUUUACUCUGUCUCCUUUGGAUCAAUCUUUUGUGUCAGAGGUUGGACUAUUUUUUCCAAGUAAAAUGGCUUAAACUCUAUGAAAAUAUUUGGCAACACUGCUAAUAAAUUUUCAAAGUCUAUUCCUCGUACAACACCAAUCAAAACACUGAACAAGGUACUUCAUUUUUUGUUAGCUAAAUCACAUGUUUUCUCAUUUUCAUGUGGUAAAACCAUGGUACAAAGUACAAUUAAAUUGGAUUUUAGCUUGAUGCUUUUUCUUAAUUUUAAUUUCAUUGGAGACUUAUUUGCUAAAGAGCUGGAUAGAUGAGUAUGAUAGUAUGGUCAUGCUGCUGUCGAUGCUUGGACUAGAUAGAAGAUAAAAAGCUAAGAAGGGUAAAUAAUUUUUUUAAUAGAAAUAGCUGAUGUUAAUAGUCAUUGGUUGGGGAUUAUUU
This is a messenger RNA of Corylus avellana, 4800 nucleotides long. The record is from RefSeq and is a predicted model, not a curated record. NCBI's taxonomy places the organism in Eukaryota, Viridiplantae, Streptophyta, Magnoliopsida, Fagales, Betulaceae.